Aspergillus clavatus NRRL 1 is the source of this 1560-nucleotide messenger RNA. RefSeq lists its product as uncharacterized. The transcript is spliced from 2 exons. Bases 1 to 1560 code for a protein of 519 amino acids. The record is from RefSeq and is a predicted model, not a curated record. NCBI's taxonomy places the organism in Eukaryota, Fungi, Ascomycota, Eurotiomycetes, Eurotiales, Aspergillaceae.
AUGCCAAUAUCCACCCCCACCCCAACCUCCAGAACCAGAACUAGCGCCUUCUCCGAAGAAGAUAGCGACAGCAUGUCUGACCCGGGUCCGUCGGAUAGAAGCGUCUCGGUCUCGGUCUCGCCGGAUCUCUAUCUCGGCCACGACGCUCUUGCAUCGGAGUUUACGGCUCCCCUGCUUCCUAAGCCGUACUUCUCUGGCCGUGGCCAUGGCCAUGGCCAUGAGGAUGAGCAUGAGCAUGAGGAUGGGCACGCAGUUGACGGCGGUAAGGAGCUCGAGCUCGGUCUUGAGACGGGGAAGCGGUGCAGUCCGCGCUCCACGUUCGUGGUGGAUGAUGGGUGGCCGGCGCCGGCGCCGACGUCUGCAUUUGCGUCUGCGUUUGGGUUUGGGUUUGGGGCUGGGGCUGGGGUAGCGGGUGCGGGUGCGGAUGCGGGUCUGGGUGCCGGUAAGCGGCGCGGGGCGGCGUGGAGACGGCGGUUGGUGCUGGUGUUUGUGAAGGUUGUGAUGGCUGUGUGGGUGCUUGGGGUGGUGUAUAAAGUUGGGCGGGGGUUUUUUUCCACCACCCCCGCCGUCGACUUCGACAUCGACAUCGACAUCGAUACCCCCAGCACCGCAGACGACAGAACCAUCACGGUCGAGCACACCGACGCCGAAAUCCGCGGCGUCUACCCGCUCUACGAUGCGCUCUCCCUCUCCACCACGAGCGGCAACAUCACCGUCGCGAUCGUCCCGCAUCCGGCCGUAACCCGUCCCGGGGCUUGCGGGCGCGGGUCCGCAAAACCUGCGCGUCUGCGCAUCCGCUCCGUCUCGGGGUCCGUCAUGCUCUCCUUCACGGCUCCGGAGGCCGCCUCGCUCCCGGAGCUGGAGCUGGAGAUGGAGAGGGAGAUGUUGGACACCCAGUCCCAGUCCCUGUCCCAGUCCCAGUCCCAGUCCCAGUCUCAAGAUCGAGACCAAAAGCAAGCGCAGCUCCCACCCCGCCUCUAUGACCUCGACAUCUCGACUGGCGGCGCCAUCGCCGGCCGCGCCGUCUUCAGCUCAGCGCGCCUACGUGCUGGCGCGGACAUCUCUGCCGUCCUGGUCCCUGUGCCUGCGGGGUGUAUGCGGAAUAUGUCGCUGAGUACGCGCACGGAAGCGGGGCCGCAGCGGGUGCAUGUGACCGAGCCUUAUGUGUUUGAAGGCAAGGGCCAGGGGAGGAGAAAGAGGGAUGUGUUGUUGGUUGCGGAGCACGGGGCGGAGACGGGGGACAUGGAGGUUGCGUAUUCGCGGGUGUGGGAGGGAGACGUGAGGCUGCGGACGGAGGGGGGCAGUGUGCGGGUUGAAGGGGAGGAGGUACGGGUUGUUGGGAGUGGGGAGGGGAUGGUUGAUGCUGUUGUUGGGGGUGAUGACGACGACGACGACGACGACGAUGAUGAUGAUGACGAUGAAGACGAGGCCGAGGGCGAAGAGGAAGAAGACGAUGAUGAAGACGACAAGGAAGAUGAUGAAAACGAGCAAAAUGGCCAAAACCUAAUGGAUGUAUCCUUCGAGUCCAAAGAAGGCUCCAUCCUGUUCUAUGUUGGAUAG